AUGAAAAAAUUCUCGCUGAAGAAAACAGACACCAAUAUCAAUAAUAACAACAAGGAAAAUCACCGUAGUGGCAAUGCCUCACAAGAGGGAAAAGUUAGUAAAAAGCUAGGUAUGGCCAAGUUUUCUAUGAAAAAGGCUAGGCGUGAUCCACAACCGCCUGUUCCCGCCGUUAAACCAUCUGUGUUCAACGAGGAGAUCGAGGACCGUUCACCACAAAUAGAGAAAGAGGUCGUUUCCACAACAGAAGACGUCUUUGCAAAAAAGAGUAAAAAACCAGGCGUGUCGGAUAGAAUAGUCCCCGAUGACAAUAGUAACUUAGAGAGUGCAAAACUUGAACAGCUUUUCAGGGAACUUGCUAGCGAAAACGAGGGAAAAUCCAUUUCCCCUCAAAAGGGUGGCACUCUUUCCCUCUCGAAAGAGCCUGACGCUGAGACAUAUGCUCGUGUUCCCAUUUCAGGCUUUGGCGAUGCCCUAGUCAGAGGGAUGGGGUGGAAUGAUGACUGA
This is a messenger RNA of Pichia kudriavzevii, 504 nucleotides long. RefSeq lists its product as uncharacterized. The transcript has a single exon. The record is from RefSeq and is a predicted model, not a curated record. NCBI's taxonomy places the organism in Eukaryota, Fungi, Ascomycota, Pichiomycetes, Pichiales, Pichiaceae. The coding region runs from base 1 to 504 and encodes 167 amino acids.